Molecule: messenger RNA, 1389 nt
Organism: Xylaria bambusicola
Lineage: Eukaryota; Fungi; Ascomycota; Sordariomycetes; Xylariales; Xylariaceae
Product: glyceraldehyde 3-phosphate dehydrogenase
Exons: 3
Coding region: 193-1206 (337 amino acids)
Biological process (GO): glucose metabolic process
Molecular function (GO): oxidoreductase activity, acting on the aldehyde or oxo group of donors, NAD or NADP as acceptor; NADP binding; NAD binding
Source: RefSeq, a predicted model, not a curated record
UGUAGCAUGUAGCACGCCCGCUGAGCAACUCUACACCUCCGUCUCGCGGACGGGCUAUUUAUUCCUUUGCCCUCCUCUUCCUCUUAAAAUCUCUCACUUGCCUUCUUCAUCUUCCUACAAAACCAAGCCAAUUCAAACCCUCGCGCUUUGUGUCUGAAUCGAAAUCUCCAGUCAGUCCAUACCUAGAAUAUCAUGGCUAUCAAGGUUGGUAUCAACGGUUUUGGCCGUAUCGGCCGUAUCGUCUUCCGCAACGCUAUCGAGCACCCGGAAAUCGAGGUCGUUGCCGUCAAUGACCCCUUCAUUGAGCCCAAGUAUGCCGAAUACAUGCUCAAGUACGACUCCACACACGGACUCUUCAAGGAAUCCGUCAGUGUUGAUGGCAAUGAUCUCAUCGUUGCCGGCAAGAAGGUCAAGUUCUACACUGAGCGCGACCCCGCUGCCAUCCCCUGGAAAGAUACCGGCGCCGAGUACGUUGUUGAGUCCACUGGUGUCUUCACCACCACCGACAAGGCCAAGGCUCACUUGACUGGUGGUGCCAAGAAGGUCAUCAUCUCCGCUCCUUCGGCUGAUGCCCCGAUGUACGUCAUGGGCGUGAACGAGAAGACCUACGAUGGCAAGGCCGAUGUCAUCUCUAACGCUUCUUGCACCACAAACUGCUUGGCUCCCCUCGCCAAAGUCAUUCACGACAAGUAUGGCAUCAUUGAGGGUCUCAUGACCACCGUCCACUCAUACACUGCCACCCAGAAGACGGUUGACGGUCCUUCCGGCAAGGACUGGCGAGGUGGCCGUGCUGCUGCUCAGAACAUCAUUCCUAGCAGCACUGGUGCCGCCAAGGCCGUCGGCAAGGUUAUCCCUGAGCUGAAUGGCAAGCUUACCGGCAUGUCUCUGCGUGUGCCUACUUCCAACGUCUCCGUUGUCGACUUGACUGCCCGUCUCGAGAAGGACGCCUCUUAUGACGACAUCAAGGCUACCAUCAAGGCUGCUGCCGAGGGUGAAUUGAAGGGAAUUCUCGCUUACACCGAGGACGAGGUUGUCUCCUCCGACAUGAUCGGCAACACCAACUCUUCCAUCUUCGAUGCCAAGGCUGGUAUCUCACUGAACAAGAACUUCGUCAAGCUUGUCUCUUGGUAUGACAACGAGUGGGGCUACAGCCGACGUGUGCUCGACCUCGUUGCCUACGUUGCAAAGGCUGACGCUGGCAAAUGAACUUCUAAAUUGUAAUGGGUUGAGAGAGUGGGCUGGUUUCUCAUGUGCCUCGCAGAUAUUUCCUUAUGAUGCUACUAUAGAGAUAAAACUAGUAAAUAUGGUCGUCGCUGGUUAAGGAGUCGGAUUGUGGAUUAAGAGGCGUUGACAAACGUAAAACAAGACUCCAAUAUGAAUUGAUGAUAA